CAGUGUUGGAUAAAAAUCAGUAUCUUCAGUCGACACAGAUGUAGUAUACACGUUUUCUCUCACGAGUUAAUGUAAAUAAUUGAUUAUAUACAACAGUUAAUUGAUAUUUUUCCAACAGUCUAGAAUACAAUAAGUAUCUGACUUUAAGACGCACGUGUUAUUCAUUUCACAGUGACCAGUGAUGUCUUAAUAUAUUGAAAUGUGUAACAUAUAACUAUGUAGAAAAAAUGUGUUCGAUCAUAAAAAAUUUGUCGCUAUUUAUAUUUACUGUGAUGUUUACGUGAAUUUAUAAAUCUACACUUAAAAAGUAAAAAGGAAAUGACAGUCAUAAAAGAUGAUAGCUCCGGGAAAAAUAGUAAAGCUUCUUCUUUUAACUUUCAUAACAUUAGCAUCAUCAAAUAAAGACAAUGAAAACAAUAGCAAUGCAGAAUAUAGCAAAGCAAGAGAGAACGUUUUGAAAGAACUUUUCAAGGACACUGGAUACGAUCCUACAAUAUCUCCAAGUUUUAAUGAAGAUGGUCCAGUUGUGUGCCAGGUCCAGCUGUAUAUUAUGAGCAUUAACUCAAUAAGUGAUUCCUCUAUGGAUUACUCUAUGAGUAUGUUUAUCCGACAACAGUGGAAUGACAGUCGUUUAAUGUAUAAUGAGACUCUUGGAAUAACCCAUUUGGAACUGGAUACCAAAGUAAUGAAAAAUGUCUGGGUACCAGAUUUAUUCAUUAACAACGAAAAGAAAGCCAAUAUCCACCACGUCACAGUGCCUAAUAUGUUGAUGCAUAUAUAUCCCGACGGAAAAGUAGUUUAUAGUAUGAGAAUAACAGGAACAUUUACCUGUGAAAUGAAUCUGCUGAAAUAUCCAUUAGAUACACAAAUAUGCUCUAUGGGAAUGGAAAGCUAUGGAUACAGCACAGAGAAUUUAGUAUUUGAAUGGAACGAAGACCCUAUAUCGUACCCUCCUAACAUGUCUCUACCUCAGUUUGAAUUAGAUGGUAUGGCAACUUAUAAAUGUGACAAAGAUUAUGUCGGUAUAAGUUACACAUGUCUGAAAGUGGACAUAACUCUUACCAGGAACUAUGGGUACCAUAUAAUCCAGAUUUAUGUUCCAAGUUUCCUCAUUGUAUUUCUCUCUUGGGUUUCCUUUUGGUUAAAUAUUGACGCCAUACCUGCACGCAUAUCAUUAGGACUGCUGACAGUUUUGACAAUGACAACACAAAGUUCUGGUGCGCGUGCAUCAUUACCUAAAGUGUCGUAUGUAAAGGCUAUAGACGUUUGGAUGGCGAUGUGUUUACUUUUUGUGUUUGGUGCUCUAGUAGAAUUUGCUUAUGUAAAUGUUCUUGCCAGAGUUGAACGGAGAAGACAAGCCUCGAUAUCAGAGAGACGAAAGGUUCAUACAGAUCCCGAUACAAAUGGAGAGCCGGUUGAAUGGGAAAAAGCUCCACGAUAUCGGUUAUUUCUCAAGAGUGUUACAGACCGAGAGAAAGCUAGAGUCGUUGAUAAAGUUUCCAGAGUGGCUUUUCCUCUAGUCUUUGUAACAUUUAACAUUAUUUAUUGGACUGUUUAUAUAUUUUGGGAACCAGUUCUUCGUGAAGAGAGCUAGUUAUCGGUUAUCUGUUAUUGACAAAGUUAACCUGUGAUACCUUUUUAUAUAACACCUUGUUAUUUUUAUACACCAAUCAUUGUUAUGUAUACACCAUUUUCAUCGAACUCACACCACUACAUGUAGAUGGACACUGACUUAAGAUUUAUGUUAUAUUGCCUAUCUGGUCAACUCUGUUUAUAAUGUAUUAAUCUUAGAAAACAAAUAAAAAAAUAUCAAAAAUUUCGAUCACACACUCUUGGUUGUAUACGAAUAAAGCUGAAUCAUUAACGUUUUUAUAUGACUCGAGCUUCCAGCAAAGUGUCUAGGUUAAAAGACUGAAAAGAAAAUUUUACAUACUAGGUAUUGAGGCCAGGUGCUAUGUGAAAUAAAGUACAGACAUAGGAAUACAACUUCUUUCGAUGCAGUUUUGAACUAGUUCAUUAUAGUGUCAUGUGAUAAGUGAAAUCAAGUGAAGGUUUAGGAUUGAAAUGUUCUAAGAAUGUUCAAUGUAUUCUUUAACCAAUCGAUGAAGUAAGAUGAAAUAGUUAAAUUUACACAUCAUUUGAUAUAAAGAUUCAACAUUAAACUAAUUGAGAAUUAAGAGAUUGUAAUGUUAAACCUAUUGAAUUUUAGGUUUUAGUUAAUAUGUCUUUUAUUAUAGUCAAGUUAAACCGUAUGUUGACCACUAGGUGACUUUUGGUUUUGUGUCUUCGGGUUGCUGUCCUUUUGAAGUAGUCCCAUUAUCUCAUUUAACCCAUACAUAAGUUGACCGUUAUAUAUCCAUCUAAAGCGAAGAAAUAACAAAAGGAUUUGUUUUGCAUUUUUUGCGACUCUCGCGUAUGUUUUCUUGUAGGUGUGGAUUUACUUUUACCAUGAUUAUGUGUGUUGUAAUUGUGACGAUUCUUUCAAAACAAUUCAUGAUAAGCAAGAUAAACGUUAAGAGUGACAUAACCAACAAUAUUUAUAUACAUUUAUUUUGUGUUAACGAGAGUGUUUCGCUUAACAUUGACAGAAUAUACUAA
Mytilus californianus (California mussel) is the source of this 2598-nucleotide messenger RNA. Its product is annotated as glycine receptor subunit alpha-2-like. The record is from RefSeq and is a predicted model, not a curated record. Gene Ontology annotation, molecular function: neurotransmitter receptor activity; extracellular ligand-gated monoatomic ion channel activity; chloride channel activity. Lineage: Eukaryota; Metazoa; Mollusca; Bivalvia; Mytilida; Mytilidae. Gene Ontology annotation, cellular component: neuron projection; synapse; membrane. The coding region runs from base 335 to 1594 and encodes 419 amino acids. The transcript is spliced from 9 exons. Gene Ontology annotation, biological process: signal transduction; nervous system process; chemical synaptic transmission.